AUGUCAUCCUCGUCGACGACAUGGCCUCAACGAUCGCGCUCCAAGGCGAGUGGAGUCCCCCCGACUCGGACGCUUCGAGAAUCGUUUGCCUGUUCUGAAUGUCCCGCAACGUUCAAAAGCGUAGCCGAUCUCAGGCGACAUAGGCAGAUUCACAAAGCCAGUGUUCAUCGGAGUGAAGUCGACAAGGAGAAACCUUUCCCGUGCUCGAAAUGCUCGGCAAGUUUCCCUCAGCGAUUGCACCUCGUCAACCAUAUGCGGACUCACACCGGCGAGAAACCAUUCGUCUGUCAUGAAUGCGGCGCGAGUUUUGCGCGGAAAUUCACGCUUUCAGUUCAUGCUCGGAUCCACACCGGGGAAAGACCGUACCUCUGUCCUGAAUGUCCGGCGACAUUCGCACAGAAUGCUAAUUUCCGAGCUCACGUGCGCGCACACGCAGGUGAAAAACCGUUUCCGUGCGAUGAUUGUGGGAAAACAUUCAGCCGACCAAGCCAGCUCGCUUCCCACCGACUUAUCCACACAGGAGAGAAACCGUUCGCCUGCAAAGAGUGUCCUGCUAAAUUUCGCACUCUCUCCCAGAUCACUGUGCAUUCUCGAACCCACACGGGUGAGAAACCGUAUGUCUGUGAUGAGUGCGGUAAAAGCUUCGUCAGUACCUCCGACCUCGGCAAACACAAACGCAUACACACAGGAGAGCGACCCUACGCUUGCACCGAGUGCUCCGCAACCUUCGUCACAAAACCUUCUCUCACUGACCACAUGCGCAUCCACACCGGUGAAAAACCGUAUUCGUGCGCGAAGUGCAAGAAAACAUUUGCUCAUAACAGUACAUUGAGAUGUCAUCUACGGACUCACCAGGCGAAGAGGAGACCGACGCGUCAAACACGAACGACAGAAUAA
This is a messenger RNA of Galendromus occidentalis (western predatory mite), 897 nucleotides long. RefSeq names its product gastrula zinc finger protein XlCGF8.2DB-like. The record is from RefSeq and is a predicted model, not a curated record. Lineage: Eukaryota; Metazoa; Arthropoda; Arachnida; Mesostigmata; Phytoseiidae. The transcript is spliced from 2 exons. Gene Ontology annotation, biological process: regulation of transcription by RNA polymerase II. The coding region runs from base 1 to 897 and encodes 298 amino acids. Gene Ontology annotation, molecular function: DNA-binding transcription factor activity, RNA polymerase II-specific; RNA polymerase II cis-regulatory region sequence-specific DNA binding.